This is a messenger RNA of Lepus europaeus (European hare), 1920 nucleotides long. RefSeq names its product zwilch kinetochore protein (gene ZWILCH). Gene Ontology annotation, biological process: mitotic spindle assembly checkpoint signaling; protein localization to kinetochore. NCBI's taxonomy places the organism in Eukaryota, Metazoa, Chordata, Mammalia, Lagomorpha, Leporidae. Gene Ontology annotation, cellular component: RZZ complex. The record is from RefSeq and is a predicted model, not a curated record. Bases 151 to 1920 code for a protein of 589 amino acids. The transcript is spliced from 18 exons.
AAAGAAAAGACGUGCAUCUUGGUGCUGCGAAACAAAAAUUUAACUUUGCGGAAAACGGAACUCGUGGAGCGUAAAAGUAGUCCCGGCGGGGCGGGGCUGUGACCCCUGACGUCGGCGGCGGGCGCGCAGUUCGAGUCGGCCCGGGGCGGGAUGUGGGCGCGAGUCAACCGGGCGGCGGCGGACUUCUACGCCGGCCUGCUGCAGGUAUUUAAUGAAGAAAAGAAAGGAACCUGUAAGGACCCAUUUUUCUAUGAGGCUGAUGUUCAAGUGCAGUUAGUCAGCAAAGGCCAACCAAACCCUUUGAAAAAUAUCCUAAAUGAAAAUGACGUUGUAUUCAUUGUGGAAAAAGUGCCUUUAGAAAAGGAAGAAACAAGCCAUGUUGAAGAACUGCAGUCAGAAGAAACUGCUAUUUCCGAUUUCUCUACUGGUGAAAAUGUUGGGCCGCUUGCCUUGCCAGUUGGGAGAGCCAGGCAGUUAAUUGGACUGUACACCAUGGCUCACAACCCUAAUAUGACCCAUUUGAAGAUUGAUCGGCCAGUUACUGCCCUUCCUCCUCUUUGGGCAAGAUGUGACAGUUCAGAUCCUGAAGGUACCUGUUGGCUAGGAGCCGAGCUUGUCACGACAAGCGACAGCAUUACAGGCAUUGUCCUGUACGUGGUCACUUGUAAAGCUGAUAAAAAUUAUUUCAUAAAUCUUGAAAACCUAAAAAAUUUGCACAAGAAAAGGCAUCAUGUGUCUGCUGUCACAACGAGAGGCUUCGCCCAGUAUGAGCUAUUUAAGUCCACCGCCUUGGAUGAGACCUUUGCCACAUCACAAACUACAAUCAUUUUGGAUAUUUCCUGGAGUCCUGUGGACGAGAUUCUUCAAAGCCCUCCACUCUCUUCGACUGCCGUUCUGAAUAUUAAAGUGGAGUCGGGAGAGCCCAGGGGUCGUCUGAACCAUCUUCACAGAGAGCUGAGGUUCCUCCUGGUGUUGGCUGAUGGUUUGAGGACUGGUGUUACCGAGUGGCUCGAGCCUCUGGAAGCAAAAUCUGCUGUUGAACUUGUACAGGAAUUUCUGAACGACUUGGAACAGCUGGGUGGAUUUGGGGAUUCCACGAGAAAGGACACAGAGAGCGUGAAGCCCGACACUGCCGCGGUGGACAGGUCUGUGCUGAUCACGGUGCGCGGGGACCUCGACUUCGCUGAGCAGCUGUGGUGCAAGAUGAGCAGCAGUGUGGUUUCGUAUCAAGACUUGGUGAAGUGUUUCUCGUUGGUCAUCCAGAGUCUACAGCGUGGUGACAUCCAGCCGUGGCUCCACAGUGGGAGUAACAGCUUACUGAGCAAGCUCAUCCAUCAGUCCUACCACGGCACCAUGGACACAGUUUCCCUCACAGGGACUAUUCCACUUCAGAUACUUUUGGAAAUUGGUUUGGACAAACUAAAGAAAGAUUAUAUCAGUUUUUUCAUAGGUCAAGAACUUGCAUCUUUGAACCAUUUGGAAUACUUCAUUUCUCCAUCAGUAGAUUUACAAGAGCAGGUUUAUCGUGUCCAGAAGCUCCACCAUAUUCUAGAAAUAGUAGUCAGCUGCAUGCUUUUCAUUAAACUUCAACAUGAACUUCUCUUUUCUCUGACACAAUCCUGCAUAAAAUACUAUAAACAGAAUCCUCUUGAUGAGCAACACAUUUUUCAGCUACCGGUCAGAGCAGCUGCCAUAAAAAACUUAUACCAAAGUGAGAAACCACAGAAAUGGAGAGUGGAAAUAAACAGCGGUCAGAAGAAGGUCAAAACUGUUUGGCAGCUGAGUGACAGCUCACCUGUAGACCACCUGAGUUUUCACAGACCUGGUAAUGACUUUUCUGAGCUGACACUCAACGGCAGCCUGGAGGAGAGGGCGCCCUUCGCCAGCAUGGCCACCUGCAGCCAGGUGCACUUCAAGUAG